AUGAAAUGUGUGAAUGGAAGUGGAGUGACAGAAUUCAUUCUUCUCGGACUCACCACUGAUCGCAAUACCCAACUCAUGCUAUUUGUAGUGUUCCUGACAAUCUACAUGGCCACUCUGGCUGGCAACGUCCUUCUCAUCGUGACUGUAAAAACUGAUAAUCGUCUUCACAGCUCAAUGUAUUUAUUUCUCGCUAAUCUGUCUUUUAUGGACGUAUGUUACACCUCAAUCAUUGUUCCCCGAAUGCUUGCAGAUUUCGUAACCAACAGAAAAAGCAUUUCAUUAAUGGGUUGUCUUAUCCAGAUUUAUUUUUACCUUUUCCUGGGAGAAAGUGAAUGCAUCCUUUUGGCCUUUAUGGCGUAUGAUCGAUAUGUUGCAAUUUGUAACCCCCUACGCUACAACAUAAUUAUGAAUAUGAUUGCCUGUGCUCGUAUGAUCAUUUUUGCAUGGAUGACUGGUUGUGCUAUAUCAUCAGCAGAUAUUUAUGUUACCUACAGGUUAAAAUACCGUGGUACUAACAUAAUUGAUCACUUCUUCUGUGAGGCUCCAUCCUUGAUGCAGUUAUCCUGUAGCGACGUCUCUGCAAAUAAGGUAUUGCUGUUAGCUGGUGGUGCUUUGCUACUUAUUCUUCCAAUGAUUCUUAUUUUAUGUUCUUACAUUCAGAUUAUUGUUUGUAUCAUAAGAAUACGUUCGGGGGGCUCUAAAUCAUUCUCCACCUGUUUCUCACACCUGAUUGUGGUGGUCCUUUUUUAUGGAACAGCGAUGUUCACAUACAUGCGACCGAGGCAUUCAGUAACAGAUGCAGCAGAUAAACUGGUUUCCGUAUUUUAUACAAUAAUUACCCCUAUGCUAAACCCUUUGAUUUAUAGCCUAAGAAAUAAAGAUGUACAAAGAGCUAUGGGAAGAAUAGGAAGAAUAGGAAGAUGA
Molecule: messenger RNA, 924 nt
Organism: Pelobates fuscus (common spadefoot toad)
Lineage: Eukaryota; Metazoa; Chordata; Amphibia; Anura; Pelobatidae
Product: olfactory receptor 2D3-like
Exons: 1
Coding region: 1-924 (307 amino acids)
Biological process (GO): detection of chemical stimulus involved in sensory perception of smell; G protein-coupled receptor signaling pathway
Cellular component (GO): plasma membrane
Molecular function (GO): G protein-coupled receptor activity; olfactory receptor activity
Source: RefSeq, a predicted model, not a curated record